GCGUUUUAUUUUAUUAUUAUUUUUUUUAACCCGGAGUCCUGCAGUACAGCCUGGGGAAGGUGCUGAGGAGCGUGUGGUCCCGAGUGGGGCGCCCGGGCCGCCGGCACCAUGGUGAAGGAACAGUUCCGAGAGACGGAUGUGGCCAAGAAAAUAAGCCACAUCUGUUUUGGGGUGAAGUCCCCGGAGGAGAUGCGCCAGCAGGCUCACAUCCAGGUUGUGAGCAAGAACCUGUACAGCCAGGACAACAACCAUGCCCCCUUGCUAUAUGGAGUGCUUGACCACAGGAUGGGUACAAGUGAGAAGGACCGUCCUUGUGAGACCUGUGGGAAGAACUUGGCCGACUGUCUAGGCCACUAUGGCUACAUCGACCUGGAGUUGCCGUGCUUUCAUGUGGGCUACUUCAGAGCUGUCAUCGGCAUCUUACAGAUGAUCUGCAAGACCUGCUGCCACAUCCUGCUGUCCCCGGAGGAGAAGCAGCAGUUUCUGGAUUACCUGAAGAGGCCCGGCCUGACCUACCUGCAGAAGCGGGGCCUGAAGAAGAAAAUCUCCGACCAGUGCCGGAAGAAGAGCAUUUGCCAGUUCUGUGGCGCCUUUAACGGUACUGUAAAGAAGUGUGGCUUACUGAAGAUAAUUCAUGAGAAAUACAAGACCAACAAGAAAGUGGUGGAUCCCAUGGUAUCAAAUUUUCUUCAGUCCUUUGAGACAGCCAUUGAGCACAACAAAGAAGUUGAGCCACUGCUGGGAAGGGCACAGGAAAACCUGAAUCCUCUAGUAGUUCUGAAUUUGUUGAAGCGUAUCCCAGCUGAAGACGUCCCUUUGCUCCUAAUGAACCCAGAGGCUGGGAAGCCCUCAGAUUUGAUUCUCACAAGACUUCUGGUGCCUCCCUUGUGUAUCAGACCCUCUGUCGUGAGUGACUUGAAGUCUGGCACCAAUGAAGAUGAUCUGACAAUGAAAUUGACAGAAAUCAUUUUCCUAAAUGAUGUUAUUAAAAAGCAUCGUAUCUCUGGAGCCAAGACGCAGAUGAUCAUGGAGGACUGGGACUUCCUGCAGCUGCAGUGCGCCCUCUACAUCAACAGCGAGCUCUCCGGCAUUCCCCUCAACAUGGCGCCCAAGAAGUGGACUCGAGGCUUUGUCCAGCGCCUCAAGGGGAAGCAAGGUCGAUUUCGAGGUAACCUGUCAGGAAAGAGAGUGGACUUUUCUGGCCGAACAGUUAUCUCACCUGACCCUAACCUCCGGAUUGAUGAGGUUGCUGUACCAGUUCAUGUGGCCAAAAUUCUAACUUUCCCUGAGAAGGUGAACAAAGCAAACAUCAAUUUUUUGAGGAAACUGGUUCGAAAUGGCCCAGAUGUUCACCCAGGAGCCAAUUUCAUCCAGCAGAGACAUAUGCAGAUGAAAAGGUUUUUGAAGUACGGAAAUCGGGAAAAGAUGGCUCAGGAGCUCAAAUUUGGUGACAUCGUGGAGAGACACCUGAUAGACGGGGACGUGGUGCUGUUCAACCGGCAGCCCUCGCUGCACAAGCUGAGCAUCAUGGCCCACCUGGCCAGGGUCAAACCCCACCGGACCUUCAGAUUUAACGAAUGUGUGUGUACCCCCUACAAUGCGGACUUUGACGGCGAUGAAAUGAACCUUCAUCUCCCUCAGACGGAGGAGGCCAAAGCAGAGGCCCUUGUUCUCAUGGGGACUAAAGCAAACCUUGUCACCCCGAGGAACGGGGAGCCCCUCAUUGCUGCUAUUCAGGACUUUCUAACAGGUGCCUAUCUCCUCACCCUCAAGGACACAUUCUUUGACCGAGCCAAGGCGUGCCAAAUCAUCGCUUCCAUACUGGUUGGCAAGGAUGAGAAAAUUAAAGUGCGCCUCCCGCUGCCCGCCAUACUGAAGCCUGUCACCCUGUGGACCGGAAAGCAGAUCUUCAGUGUCAUCCUCAGACCCAGCGAUGACAAUCCAGUGAGGGCCAACCUCCGGACCAAGGGCAAGCAGUACUGUGGCAAGGGGGAAGACCUCUGCGUCAACGACUCCUACGUUACGAUCCAGAACAGCGAGCUGAUGAGCGGCAGCAUGGACAAAGGCACCCUGGGGUCCGGCUCCAAGAACAACAUCUUCUACAUUUUGCUGCGAGACUGGGGACAGAACGAGGCUGCAGACGCCAUGUCACGGCUGGCCAGGCUGGCUCCCGUCUACCUGUCCAACCGCGGGUUUUCCAUUGGGAUCGGUGACGUCACGCCCGGCCAGGGACUGCUGAAGGCCAAGAAUGAGCUGCUGAGCGCCGGCUACAAGAAGUGUGACGAGUACAUUGAGGCCCUGAACACGGGCAAGCUGCAGCAGCAGCCGGGCUGCACCGCCGAGGAGACGCUGGAGGCCCUGAUUCUGAAGGAGCUGUCUGUGAUCCGGGACCAUGCUGGCAGCGCCUGCCUGCGCGAGCUGGACAAGAGCAACAGCCCUCUCACCAUGGCCCUGUGCGGCUCCAAAGGUUCCUUCAUUAACAUAUCACAGAUGAUUGCCUGUGUGGGACAGCAAGCCAUCAGUGGCUCUCGAGUGCCAGACGGCUUUGAAAACAGGUCUUUGCCUCAUUUUGAAAAACACUCCAAGCUCCCCGCUGCCAAGGGCUUUGUGGCUAAUAGCUUUUAUUCUGGUUUAACACCAACUGAGUUUUUCUUCCACACAAUGGCUGGCCGGGAGGGUCUGGUCGACACAGCCGUGAAGACAGCUGAAACCGGCUACAUGCAGAGAAGGCUGGUCAAGUCCCUGGAAGACCUCUGCUCCCAGUAUGAUCUGACUGUGCGGAGCUCCACCGGUGACAUCAUCCAGUUCAUCUACGGGGGAGAUGGCUUAGAUCCUGCGGCCAUGGAGGGGAAAGAUGAACCACUGGAGUUUAAACGGGUCCUGGAUAACAUCAGAGCAGUGUUCCCGUGUCAGAGCGAGCCUGCUCUCAGCAAGAACGAGCUCACCCUGACCACCGAGGCCAUUAUGAAGAAGAACGAGUUCCUCUGCUGCCAAGACAGCUUCCUGCAGGAAAUAAAAAAAUUCAUCAAGGGGGUUUCCGAGAGGAUCAAGAAAACCAGAGAUAAAUACGGCAUUAACGAUAACGGCACAACUGAGCCCCGCGUGCUAUACCAGUUGGACCGGAUCACCCCCACCCAAAUAGAAAAGUUUCUGGAGACCUGUAGGGACAAGUACAUGAGAGCGCAGAUGGAGCCAGGCUCUGCAGUGGGCGCUCUCUGUGCACAGAGCAUUGGCGAACCAGGCACCCAGAUGACCCUGAAGACUUUCCACUUUGCAGGGGUGGCCUCCAUGAACAUCACCCUGGGUGUGCCCCGAAUUAAAGAAAUCAUCAACGCGUCCAAGGCCAUCAGCACUCCAAUCAUCACAGCGCAGCUCGACAAGGAUGACGACGCAGAUUACGCCCGCCUCGUGAAAGGCAGAAUCGAGAAAACCCUCCUAGGGGAGAUCUCAGAGUACAUCGAGGAAGUGUUUCUUCCCGACGACUGCUUUAUUCUUGUCAAGCUCUCCCUGGAGCGGAUCAGACUUCUGAGACUGGAAGUGAACGCGGAGACCGUGCGGUACUCCAUCUGCACAUCCAAGCUGCGGGUGAAGCCUGGCGACGUGGCUGUUCAUGGUGAGGCUGUGGUGUGCGUCACUCCCCGGGAGAACAGCAAAAGUUCCAUGUACUACGUGCUGCAGUUCCUCAAAGAGGACCUGCCCAAGGUGGUGGUCCAGGGCAUCCCAGAGGUGUCCAGAGCUGUCAUCCACAUCGAUGAGCAGAGCGGGAAGGAGAGGUACAAGCUACUGGUGGAGGGUGACAACCUGCGGGCAGUCAUGGCCACCCACGGUGUGAAGGGCCCCCGGACGACCUCCAAUAACACCUACGAGGUGGAGAAAACCCUGGGCAUCGAGGCUGCGCGGACAACCAUCAUCAACGAGAUUCAGUACACGAUGGUCAACCACGGCAUGAGCAUCGACCGGAGGCACGUGAUGCUGCUCUCCGACCUGAUGACCUACAAGGGCGAGGUCCUGGGAAUCACUAGGUUUGGCCUGGCCAAGAUGAAGGAGAGCGUGUUGAUGCUGGCCUCCUUUGAGAAGACAGCUGACCAUCUCUUUGACGCCGCCUACUUUGGACAGAAGGAUUCCGUGUGCGGCGUGUCCGAGUGCAUCAUCAUGGGCAUCCCCAUGAACAUAGGAACCGGGCUCUUCAAGCUGCUCCACAAGGCCGACAGGGACCCAAGCCCACCCAGAAGACCCCUGAUCUUUGAUACAAACGAAUUCCACAUCCCCCUUGUCACAUAGUUCAAGGCCACAAGAGACCGUUCUUGACUUUGGUUCCUUGUCCUGCUACAACUGGCUUGAAGAACUUUGUGCUUCCUGGGACAGAAGCCUGGAUAUGCCCACCUGUGCCCAUGCUCAGAUGAGGCCCUUGGCCUCCCCAGGAGCAACUCCUCAGGUGGAUUAUCAGCUUCUGCGCGCCCCUGCCUGCACCAUGCUGUGUGGGAGAGCGGCGGGUUUGCGCAUGACGGCAGCGCCUCAGCACCUUCGGCCGACCCCACCUCACCGCACCCUUUCAUCGGCUUCCACGGCAGACCUCUCUGUACCUGGCUGGGAGCCAGAUCCAAGCCCGCGCCAGCUACGGCAGUCCUGGUUCCCCAUCUCGGGCAUGCUGGGAUCUCUCCACAUGAUAUACUCGUGUAAAUAUGUUAUUUAUUUGUUCAAAAUCCCAUUUGGGAUUUUGUUGUUAUUUAAUUUCACUUUUGAAAACAGGUUAUAAGUACCAAGAAGGCCAGCAUCAAAGCGUCAGCAGAAAAACUGGUUAAAUGAAUAGGAGCGUGUAGACUGUGGCUGACCUUUUCCCGAAACACCUGUCUCUGCCCGGCGACACCACUGCUGUCAUCUACCUCUGACCCCCACGGAGGCUCUACUUUGUGACAAAAGUCAGUCUCGUUCCUCAUAGCCUGCUGAAGCCUCACUAAAGUUUGGCACUGCUUAGGUGGGCACCAACCCAGAGCUUAGCAUUGUCCUCAGAUGACGCAUAGCUGGUCCAGGUUGCCUGCCCUGCCUUACGCUGGUGUCCACACCUCUCCUGAAUUGUCUGCACGUCCGUCCUGCCUCCCAGAGUGAAAGAGUACGCAGCGCUAGUUCACUGCCAGGGACACAAUACGAGGGGUCUGUUCGCAGCAGGCAGCAGCAGGCUCCCGGAGGAGUCGGUCUCCCUGACGACAGGAAACAGACCCCAGUGCUGAGGGGAGCCGGAGGAGACAGGUGCGCCGUGGGGGGGGGGGGGGGUGUGAGUCACUUCCCAGGCUGCUUUCUGCCAGUGGCCGAAGAUUGCUUCGGGGAAUUUCAUGCAACAUAGGAAAGAAAUUUUAAAAAAGUAGCUGUCUUCUAGGAGGGCUUUGCUCCUGGAGACAAUGUGCUCUUUGUGCUGAAUUUGCUUAGUGGGCUUGGCCCAGGGCCAGGGAGAACAGACCAUGUUGAAGACCCCCCCUCUCCAGAGAGCAUUCUGUGGGGUCCCUCCUCCCCUUCCCUGCCCACAUAGGGUCCAGUAUUCUGUUCUUCCUUACGCCCUGGAAAGUGAGGUGACCAGAAGCAGGGAUUUAAUCCUGCUUUUUGGCUCCUUGUACUUGACAUUUACUUUGUAAAUUGCACAGCGGGUCGGACUGUCUCAGCCUCUGCAAGAAACAGCCUAAGCUCAAGAGAAAGUUUAUUGUCAAACAAAGUGAUGGAUUUGUGCGAAGAGAUGGAUGUAGUAAAAGAAAAAAUAAAGAGGAUGCUGAAAGAUUCGGGACAGAAUUUUGUAGACCUGCUUAGACGCUCUGGUGCCCGGUGUUCAUCCCCCGCCCCCUCCCCGCACUGGGCUCGGGCUGCUCUUAGCGCAGGGGAAGGCUCUGUGGCCCACGCCGCUGUACCGGCCUGGCCCUGCGUGGCUUACUCUCGUGUCGCCGUCUCUCACUGGCCUCACAGCCGAAGUCCUACCUCUGCCUCCCCAGUGCUGGGAUUAAAGCUGUGCCAUACCA
Messenger RNA from Jaculus jaculus (lesser Egyptian jerboa), 6002 nucleotides. It is a transcript of the gene Polr3a, whose product is annotated as RNA polymerase III subunit A. The transcript has 31 exons. Gene Ontology annotation, molecular function: DNA binding; DNA-directed RNA polymerase activity. The record is from RefSeq and is a predicted model, not a curated record. NCBI's taxonomy places the organism in Eukaryota, Metazoa, Chordata, Mammalia, Rodentia, Dipodidae. Gene Ontology annotation, biological process: DNA-templated transcription. The coding region runs from base 109 to 4281 and encodes 1390 amino acids.